GCUACUGGGUACAUUUUAAAUUAGCAAACUGUUCUAAAGGGGUCGGAAAGUCGAGAACUUAGAGCUAUUAUUCCAUAUAAUAUCUGUUACUUCACAUUUGUAUACAUAUGUUGGUUUACGACUAAGAUGAUACAGAGAAAACACACAUGAGGACAGAUUUGAUCCAGGUCAACCGCCCCCGUUUAUCACCUAGCUACUGCCACUUCAGAGAGGCUGCCUCUGGCCCCGCCCUCCAGAGAUGACUGAUGCCCACAAGGCCAACAAGCUCCCUGAAUGCUCCUCAGAGGGCGGGGCUACAGCAGAAGAGCAGGACAUGCCACUGAGACAAGAGACCACACCUACUAGCUUUCCAGUGGGUGAAGAGCCAAUCAGCUUACAGAGUCCAGAUACAGAGCCCGCCCCCGGGCUACUCUCAAUGCCCUGCUUGCUUAUGGAGCUCCACAGAGACACCGCCCUUGGGCAGCCUGCUGAAACGGAACGGCCUCCGACCGCCACUCAGCCCUGCCCACAAGAAGACAGCGAUUCAUCCGUCUGCCUGCAAUCACCUUCCUCGUCCGGUCACCUUGGUGAUUCCGACACACUUUCGUCUGCGGCAGAAGAGGCCGUGCCCACUCAAACUGUGGGCAGGAAGUCGCGGCGUUCGCAUUCUGAAAGUGACACAUCCUCUGUUGCCAUGGCAGCCAAGAAGAACCGUUGCCAGGAGAAACAAAUGAAUGGGCGUGUCCGCGUGAGAGGGCCGCGCAGCCAGUGGCAGAAGUUGCGCAUGCGACAGCUGCGACAGAAACGCGAGGCGGCGGCGAGACGCAAACCAGACGUUCUCCAGGACAGCAGCACCAGUGACAGUGACAUCACAGCCCACUCUUCAUCUUCCUCACCGUUAACGGCCUCGUCCGACAACGAGGGAGAGACAGUCAACUCUCACACACCAGCUGGUCGUCGCCGAGCCGAGAGUUCUGGAGCUUCAACGCGAGGGCGGGGCCAACUCGACGUGGGUGUGGCCAGUGGAAGUCUGGGCGGCGUCUUGGAGGAAGCUUUUACACGAUUCGCCGCGAUGCAAAGACAGACCGAGGAGCGCUUUCGUGUGUGGAUGGAAAGAUUGACCCACCUCCACUCCGACGACGACCUUUCGUCCAGCGAAACUCCCGAGGGGCGGAGCCACGCUAGCUCGUUCCUGCCAUCAUCGGAGUCGCAGGAAACGCUGGCGGGAUAUCAGAUGGCCCGAAUCAACGCAAACACAGUCCCACCUGCACACACCGCUGGCCUCAAUGGAAACGUGGAGGCAUCUGAACCAAACGUUUAAGGAAUGCGACCAAUUCAAGCAUACUGAAGUGGAGGCUCGCAACUAAAUUCUUAUUUUUUUUUCCUCUUUAUGUUUCUUAAUUCUGCCUUUUCAACUUUUUUUCUAUUAAAGGCUUAGUUCAUCCCAAAUGGAAAUUGAUCUAAUAGAUUUUUUUGUUAUCCUGGCAGCCCUUUUCCAUAUAUUGAAGCAAAAUGGCUGCAAAAAUGACAACAAACACCAUCCAAGUAGUCCAUAUGACCCCAUAAGUCUUUUAAAGCCAUUUGAUAGUCAAAAAUAUUCACUGGUCAUCUUAACCCUACUAAAGAGUGAGUGAUGACAGAUUUUUCAUUUUUGGGUGAACUGUGUCUUUAACAUCCUCUGUCUCUCAUUUUAUCGUUUUUUUCUAGUUGUUUGUUAUUCACAUCUCGGGGGUGCCCUCCAGAGUCUGUGCCUUUUGCCAUUUGUUCUUGUCUUGGGAAGAGACAACGCUUCAAUCCAUCUAGAGAUGCAUCAUUUGUCUUGCCCAUUUAAUAUUGACUGUUUGGUGUGACCGAAACAGCUUUUCCUGAGAGACUUGAAUUGGAACUUUUGGUUUGACUGCCACGUGUGUUUUUGUCUCAUGAUAUAUGCUCAUCUAGAAAACGUGGGCUGGAGUGUCUACCAAAGAUCUCUGAACUUUUGUUUUGUGGCUUGUUUUAGCUCAUUAUUUAAUCACUUCCGAGGUGGGAUAUGCAUGAUAUAAAAUGAAAGUAGAGAGCUGUAAACAAUGACAGCCUACACGUUAGAUUCGAUGCUAAAAACGAACCCGGAACUCGGGCCGAUCUGACCAUCUAAACACUGAUAUUACACGUUUUAGCGUGUUUAAUAUCAAAAGCUUAACGUAUAACCAUAAACUUAGUAUCAUAUGAAAGCUUAAACACUCGACAUUCAUCAUUUGCAAUCAAAACAUGAUAGUGUUAACAUGCAAUAAACAGGAGUGAUCAUUUUCUAUUUACAAAACGCAUGUCAUGCUCACAGAACUGCACACCAUGGCAAGCAAGAAAUGUAAAUUUUUUUCCAUCCGGGUCAUAUUUCGCUCGAAAAUAAACAUUUAUUUUGCAUAAAGAAAAUGAAGCCUAUGUUUAAAACCAUUAAGAUUUGAUGCAUUGUGACAUCAUAACAGUUAAACACAUUUUAAAUUUUCAUUAGAUUGCUACUGUAAUUCAUCCUAUAAGCAAUACAGUAAAAUCAUCAGACACCGAUUUGUCUUUUGAGCCAACAAAUACUACUGUGACGUAAACGUUUAACACGUUAAACAAUAUAAUAUCUCAAAUGUUAUUUUAAAUACAAUAUAUUUUUUCACGUUAUAAUUCUUAAUUAAAUUGUCUUUAAAUAGUGGCUCAAUGCCAAUUUCAUUGAUCCCAUUUUAUUUAUAUUCAAGAGAAAUUUAUAAUGCAAAAUAUACAUUUCUUUAGAUUUUGGGGUGAAAUAAGACCAGGAAAUGUUCUUGCCAUACUAACAAACAUGCAUGCAUGUCACAGACUUCAGCUCACAGGACGACUUGAAAGGUGUUUACUGUACACAGUGUGUGAAGGCGAAUGUUUACCGUGUGUGUGUGUGUGUGUGUGUGUAGAGAGAGAGAGAGAGAGAGAGAGAGAGAGAGAGAGAGAAACUAACCUGGCUGCCUAAAUAAUUCAGUUUAGUGUCAUACUGUUUAGAUGAAGUUAAUUUCAUUUGUGUAAUUGUUAGAAAGUCAGUGAAUAUCUUUUCUUUUUUUGAUACAUUGAUUUUUAAAGUCCUCGACUAAUGCCUGACCAAAAUUCAAAAUGUGCCAGGUGGUCAUUAGUGGUAAUUCGACUCAUGUCUGUGUAACACAUUAUUUGCUCAUUAGCUGGUAAAUAAAUAUACUGUCAUUUUUACCAGCAUUCCUUCUGUUUUUUUUACGUGAUACAUUUACAUCGACGC
Messenger RNA from Xyrauchen texanus (razorback sucker), 3223 nucleotides. RefSeq lists its product as uncharacterized. Gene Ontology annotation, biological process: ubiquitin-dependent protein catabolic process. NCBI's taxonomy places the organism in Eukaryota, Metazoa, Chordata, Actinopteri, Cypriniformes, Catostomidae. Gene Ontology annotation, molecular function: ubiquitin protein ligase activity. The coding region runs from base 239 to 1300 and encodes 353 amino acids. The transcript has 3 exons. The record is from RefSeq and is a predicted model, not a curated record.